This is a messenger RNA of Hippoglossus stenolepis (Pacific halibut), 6126 nucleotides long. Its product is annotated as voltage-dependent L-type calcium channel subunit beta-4. The coding region runs from base 483 to 1994 and encodes 503 amino acids. Gene Ontology annotation, molecular function: high voltage-gated calcium channel activity; protein binding. The record is from RefSeq and is a predicted model, not a curated record. The transcript is spliced from 13 exons. Gene Ontology annotation, biological process: chemical synaptic transmission; regulation of voltage-gated calcium channel activity; calcium ion transmembrane transport. Lineage: Eukaryota; Metazoa; Chordata; Actinopteri; Pleuronectiformes; Pleuronectidae. Gene Ontology annotation, cellular component: voltage-gated calcium channel complex.
AUAUUGAGGAAGGAUCCACCGCUCUGCUGCUGCUGCUGCUGCUGCUUCUGCCUCUGCUCCUCUCGCUGUGUAUAUGUAUAUGUGUGUGUCUGUGUGGGUGCGUGUGUAUGUCCGUGUGUGUGUGUGUGUGUGUGCGGACGCCUGAUGAAAUGAAAUGCCAGGAUUGGGCUACCUCCAGGGAGAGCCUCUCCAUCCUAUAAUGUGAGCCAGCCAGCAGCACUGUGGGAUCAGGGAGAAGCUGCAUCCAUCAAGCGACGGGGCCUCGGGAGGACCAGGCGUGAUCCGACGGGAGGGGAGAUCUUUUUUUAUUUAUAUAUAUAAAUUAUUCUUCUCUGCUGAGGAGUGAAGGGAUUGUCGUCAUCCCUCCCAUCCUUCCUUUUUUUUUGCUCUCUGUGGUGCCCCCUCCUCACGCCUCCGCCUCCACUCUUCAUUUUUUUCCCCCCUCAUUCUUCUAGAGGCACUCGUUGGAAUAUCAAACCUCCAUGUAUGACAAUUUGUACCUGCAUGGAUUUGAAGACUCGGAGGCGGGCUCAGCUGAUUCAUACACUAGUAGACCAUCAGACUCAGAUGUCUCUCUGGAGGAGGAGCGGGAGGUCCCGGCCCCGGUCCCGAGCCAGAGCCCAAGCCAGAGCCAAGGACCGGGACAGAGCCGCCAGGAGAGGGAGCAGCAGGCCACCACUCAACUGGAGAGAGCCAAGACUAAACCCGUGGCGUUUGCUGUAAGGACCAACGUCAGCUACUGUGGUGCCCUGGAUGAGGAUGUUCCAGUCCCAGCCACGGCCAUCUCCUUCGACGCCAAGGAUUUCCUCCACAUAAAAGAGAAGUUCAACAAUGACUGGUGGAUCGGUCGGCUGGUGAAGGAGGGCUGUGAGAUCGGCUUCAUCCCCAGCCCCCUGAAGCUCGAGAACAUCCGGCUCCAGCAGGAGCAAAAGAGAGGACGAGUCCAAGGUAAGUCUGGAGGGAACUCUUCUUCCAGUGUAGAGGAUGAGGUCUCGGCCUCUAUCCGACCCCUCAUAUCCUCGGCAGGAAAGCAGAAACAGAAAGUGACGGAGCACAUCCCCCCGUAUGACGUGGUCCCCUCCAUGAGGCCUGUGGUGCUGGUGGGCCCCUCGCUCAAGGGUUACGAGGUAACAGACAUGAUGCAGAAAGCACUGUUCGACUUCCUCAAGCACAGAUUUGAUGGCAGGAUAUCGAUCACACGUGUCACUGCAGAUAUAUCUUUAGCCAAACGCUCUGUUCUCAACAACCCCAGUAAAAGGGCCAUCAUCGAAAGAUCCAACACUCGCUCCAGCUUAGCUGAGGUGCAGAGUGAGAUCGAGAGGAUCUUCGAGUUGGCCCGCUCCCUGCAGCUGGUGGUGCUGGACGCCGACACCAUCAACCACCCGGCGCAGCUCCUCAAGACCUCCCUGGCCCCCAUCAUCGUCCACGUUAAGGUCUCCUCGCCAAAGGUCCUGCAGAGGCUGGUCAAAUCCAGAGGAAAGUCCCAGAGCAAACACCUGAACGUGCAGCUCGUGGCGGCGGACAAAUUGGCCCAGUGUCCUCCGGAAAUGUUUGACAUCAUCCUGGACGAGAACCAGCUAGAGGACGCCUGCGAGCACCUGGCUGAAUACCUGGAGGCCUACUGGAAAGCGACCCACACCUCGAUGGCAACGCCCCUGAACCCCCUGCUGGGACGCAACCUAGGCCCCACCACCCUCACCCCCUACCCCACCAGCAUCUCUGGACUGCAGCAGACCCAAAGAAUGCGACAGAGCAACCACACAGGAGACCAUUCCACCCUGAACGAGCGACGCAACCUGAUGACGUCAGACGAAAACUACCAUAACGAGCGGGCGCACAAGGGACGCAACCGCAUGUCGUCCGGCUCGCAGCAUAGCCGAGAGCAGCAGGACCCGUACCAGGACUACCAGGACCCCUAUCAGGAUUCAUACAAACCACACCGCAAUCGCAGUUCACCGGGCAGCUACAGCCAUGACUCCCGGCACCGGCUCUGAGCCCACUUCUCCCACCACUGGGGGCCCCAAGUGGCCCAGAUUCCACCCAAAACUAACGCUGCAACAGAGCCAAGAUGGUCCCAAAUUGUACCCGUUUGGUUUUUGCAUUUGUUUCUUUUGCAUACCUGGCUGUUUAUUUCUCUUUCAAAGUCAAAGUCAUGUACAGAUGUCAGGUAUUUAUUUUUGAAUCAAGCUGCAGGGCAACCCCGUCAAUCAACAGCGCGAGUAGUCAAAGAGGUUUCAGGAACGUUUAACUUCAAUAAAUUCCUUCAAAUUUAUGUUACUGGGACCUUUUGGGAGUUGUACUAACGCGAUGCUCAGCAGACGUGCAGCAGCUUGUUGCCCGUGUCAGCAAGCGUAUGAUGGGUAGUGGUCAGGUGGUGACGGUGCGUGGGCGUCUAAGUGCCUGGGACAUCGCACCCGGUCGGACGGAGGUCCACUGCACACAGACUGCUGAAGGCUGCUGGGCCAUGUAUAAAUCCUCUCACCAUUUAGCUUAUUGCAUGCUGAUAGAUGAUCAACCUCCGCAUCCACUUCAUUGAUAUUUUGUACCGAGCACUCUGGAUUCUUCCACGAUGAGGUAUAGAUACGGAGGUCCGAUUUCUUUCCGAGGUUUGCGGGGGGGCGGGCGUGCGGAUGACUUCUGGCUGCUAGUUUUGAAAACUGGUGCUUCAAAUUCCCAAACUAUUUUGCUAUUCGAAAAGUCACUUUUGAGCAAGGCCAGCUUUUCUGUAGCAUAGCGUUAGGAUUUCAUUUGGGUGAAGACCCUCGCCGUCAUAAACCGGACAGAUUCAGAUGGUGCUGGGAUCAGAUCUCAGUCGUGCUGGAGGGGAAGGCCAUACUGCUUCUGUUCUGAACAGCUAGCACUUAGAGGGAAGUGUUGGACUGUGGCGUGAAAUACAAUAGCAAAAUACUACUUGAGAUGCAUUUGAUGUUGUUGAGAUGUGGAGCGGCAUAAAAAACCAACGGUGUGAAAACCUUCUGAGCAGUUCAGGAUAUUUUAGCCCCUGCCAGUGUGAAUACGAAGAUCGGGAACUGUUUAUUUCUUUCUUGUUUUGCAUUUAUAAGCGAUGAAAGUUGUUAACGUGCAGAUGUCGCUCGAAGCGUCAGUCCGCAAGUCAUGCAAUUGGUUGAUUUAUCGCCGUCAAAGUUCCUUCUGCUGGUUUUAGGGGAUCGGAGGAUUUUAAAAUGUGACGUGGCAGGGUCGGUUGCAUCAUGCAUCAUCUCUGUGUAGCUGGCAUGUUGUCCUGACUGCAGAGCAUGCUCCCUCCAAACGUAAAAAAAAUAGAACCCUCCUGUAAUCAAGUUGAUGUUUGUAGACGUAUAGGGCGCCUUUCUCCGAGAAAAAAAAAAAAAGAAGAAGAAAGAAAAAAAAAACUGAAAAAUGAGGCCCAAAUUUUAAAGAUGAAUGAUAUCUCUGGAACCCUGAGGUUUGUUACUAAAUAUUCUGAAAUGAAAUGGUACACCGGAAACUUUUUACGUGUUGGUUUUUGUCCUUCAGGAAUGUUUCAGUGGAUUGCAUGACUCAUAUGAGGGAGACGUCACCAUGAAAAUAGUUUCUAAUUAUUCAGAAUUUUGUUAUAUGGUGGAAAGUGCACUGAGAGAAACACUACAAAACACUGAGCUGAGAUGAUGAUCGUUUACCUCACAAACAUGGUGCUUCACGUGAAAGCAGAGGUUGCUAAUAAAGAUUUUAAGGCUUGUUAUCAUAAUACAGUGUAAAAUAUUAUUUUAAAUAAUCAAGAUUAUGGUUUAAUUGUUUUGUAUUUUCAGAUAACAGUAGUCGCCACUUUUAAAUCUGAAAACUGCCUUGAAAUUAUUACUUUUUGCGAAACAUAACAUUAAAUUUAACUGAAAGAUUAAAUUUGUUAUCUUGAAACUACGAGAUAAUUAAGUCGUUAUCUAGUGUAGUAAAUAAGAGGACCAUUAGAACGUGAUUUACAGUUUGUAGUCGGAAGAUAACGAGAUAAAGAGACGGAGGAAAUUGUGGCUGCUGUCGGGACGUGUUAUUUAUUUCAUGUAUUUCCCAGACAGUGUGUUUUUAAUGUGUUUUGUGACGUUUUUCAACACACAUUCGCUGAAUCUUAUGCUUAGAUCAGUUUGAUUUUCUACGUUGAACCAGUGCAAUGCCAAAAGCUAAAUAACUGAGGAAUGAAAGUACAUUUUUCAAAAUAAAAUACACAAACUGAGAUGCAACACUUAAAACGUAAAAUAAUUUAAAACAAAAUUUUUCUUAAAUCAGAUUUGUAAGGUUUUUGGCCAUUAAUUUAUUCCUUCAAUAGAUCCUAGUAUUAAUUUAAAUGAAGUCAAGUUUUUUCCUUUAUAUUCUGACUUUUCAAGUCGGACGCACUGCCAGAUAAAUAUAUUAAAAGGAACCAAUUGUGAAAUAAACAUUGUUUUUGCCGUCCUGAUGUUUUCUCCGACAUCGAAUGCGUAUGGUGGGAAACAGUCGCUAUAAAAUCUGAACCUUUUGGCGUCUUCCCCUCUGACAAAACGUAAUAGUAAUAGUAAGCAUGAGUGUUACAUCGAUGAUCCAUUUCCUCCAACUUUACAGAAAGCUUUGUGCUUUCUGAAACAUUUAUAUUUUCUUAUAUUUCUCUCUUUUUAAGACUGAAAGAAAAGAAGAAUAUAAGUUCAGAGCUGAUGCUUUGACGGUGAUCCCUUCUCCUUAAAAUCAUACAAGUCAAAUCUUCCCUUAUAAAUAAUUAGAAACUCACAGUAUCUCACAAUGACUCAUGAGGUUGAAGUCUGUAGCACUUUUCACCCCAAAAUCAAUUUGGUGUCAGAUGUUGUUUGUCAGGAUGUUAGAACAUAGAUAAAAACUCCGUCCUAUAUUUAGGGUUUUAGGAUAUUUGACUGUCCCUGAUAGUUUUAUAGCCUGACACAGUUUCAAGAUGUCUUGACCUACUUUUCAAGACCUGAUUAGAAUAAGUUUCAAAGGGCUCCUCCUCGCGUCACCAACUACAACGUAAGCCUGACAUGAAAUACAAAUACAGCUCUUGAUUUAUUGAUUUAAACUUAAAAUUAGGCAUCAUAUUCUCUGGAUGGACACUUUGUAUAGAUGUGGAGAAAUAGUCGCAUAGCACAAAAGAGUACGCAAAAAAAGGUGGGUUUUAAGCAACUGUUCCUACAAUGUGAAUCUGGUAUAAGAUGGAAACGAAAGUGCAUAGUGUUUACAGACAUGCUUUUCUGUCUCAUUCUGCCCCCUGGCAUUAAAAUCCCAUUGGUUGUUUGGACAGGGAGCCAUUUUCCAUUCGAAAUCAAGCCAACCAAUGUCGAGCUGGGCUGCUUGAGACAAUCAGAAGGGAUUUCCAGACCAGCAUCCCACCGGCCCUCUCUUUGUGAACGCCCCGACGCGAAACGAUGACAGAGGUUUGCCCCAUUUUGAAUCGUGGAGGUAGAUCAGAACUAAAACAACACCACACUCACCUCAAAAGAAAAACAAAAACUCUCCAUCCUGGCCUUCUUUUACAUGCCUUUCACUUCUGGCAAAAAACAAAAAAUCACCACCAAUUGUAUUUUUCAUGGACUAAAUCUCAAGGUGAACACGAAAUACAAAACUUAAAGGGAGGAUUUUCUUUUGGUAAAAUGUGAAGAAGAAAAAAACAAAAGAAGCAAAACACUUAUUCCAGUAGAUAAGUAUUAGAUGAAUAUUUGCUGGUAUAAUUAUUUUUAUAACAAAUAAAUGUACAUAAUGUCUUUGAGAGAUGCUAUUUGCUGUAUACUUGUGCUGAAAUGAGACGACACCCAUGCGGGACACUUGGAACAACAGCAAGGUCCAGUAUAAAAAGUUUCAGUAAUGUGCAAUACAAACGGCAUGCUGUUUUAAAAUGAGGAACUACAUGUACUGUACUAUGCAACCUGCAAACUGUACAUCGCUUUAUGCUCUGGCUUCUCCAACCCACCCUUUUCUGGACUUUUAAGGGAUUUUUUCUUUUUUUUGUGUUUGUUUUUUUCUGUGGAAGAUGAAAACCUAAGCAGCUAAUGAGGUAUUGCAUGCAUAAUAUACCAUUCUAAUUUAUAAAAAAAAGAAGCUAUUGAAAAAUAAACGAUAUUGGAAGUGAUUGUGUUUUAAGGCAAGGGUACAAGUGACUUAAAACAUUUCUUUUUCAAAAUAAAAGAGUGGUUCUGA